Penicillium riverlandense is the source of this 984-nucleotide messenger RNA. RefSeq lists its product as uncharacterized. Gene Ontology annotation, molecular function: NAD+ kinase activity. The record is from RefSeq and is a predicted model, not a curated record. Gene Ontology annotation, biological process: NADP+ biosynthetic process. The transcript has a single exon. Bases 1 to 984 code for a protein of 327 amino acids. Lineage: Eukaryota; Fungi; Ascomycota; Eurotiomycetes; Eurotiales; Aspergillaceae.
AUGCGACCCCACGUCGACGAGAAUGAUAAGACGACCGCUUGCUACGUUCAUUCUCUUAUCGCCGGCGAAUGGGCCGCGCCGCCGCAUAACCUCAAGGGCAGCGAGAAUGUCGUCCAUGAGGCGCGGAAUGAGGACGAGCCCGUCGCCCUGGUCAAGCCGCCCUUCGAAGAGGGCGCGCGGGUCUCGGUGACCGACGUCGGCGACCCUAUGACCCUGAAGCCGGCUCCGAGCAUCGUCCAAUCGCGACAUCUGACGAAACGGCAGCUGUCGGACAUGGCCUGGAACGUACGCAAGCUAUCGAAGAAGCUAGGCAGCAUCAAACUCAAGCUCACCGUCAAGAACGUCUUUGUCGUGUGCAAGGCGCAUGACGAGUCACUGGUCAGUCUGACAAGGAAACUGACUCGGUGGCUAUUGUCUCAAGAGCGCGACACGCCGUACGUCGUCUAUGUCGAGCAACGGCUACAAACACAUCCGGAUUUUGGGGAGCUACAGCUUUUGCAGGAGGAGCCGUCGGCCAUGGGCCGGCUCAAGUACUGGGACCCCCUACUCGCCCAGGAGCAACCGCAUCUUUUUGAUUUUGUCAUCACCCUCGGAGGGGAUGGCACGGUUCUCUAUACCAGCUGGCUAUUCCAGCGAAUCGUGCCGCCCGUGCUUUCCUUUGCGUUGGGAUCAUUGGGGUUCCUCACGAAUUUUGACUUUGCAGAACAUAAGCAAACACUUGAAACUGCCUUCCGAGAUGGGGUAGUGGUCAGUCUGCGUUUACGCUUCGAAUGCACCAUCAUGAGAAGCAAAGCGCGGUCCAAAGACCCGCACUCGAGGGAAUUGACCAGGCGAGAUCUCGUGGAGGAAUUGAUUGGAGAAGAAGGCGAGGAUACCUUGACGCAUACCCCCGAUCGGGUCUAUGAGAUUUUGAAUGAUGUGGUACUGGACCGUGGACCUAACCCCAGUAUGUCUCUCCUCCGAGUCUUCUCGGACGACCACUAA